GAGAGCCCUUGCGUCCGGGGAGUCGGGCUUUGUCAGGGCGGGGCUCCGAACUCCUCGUGUUCGUGUCACCGUGUCCUUCCCAGGAGACAGAGGCGGCGGGGAGGGAAAGCCCUGCGCUGGGGCCGAAGCGGCGGGCGGGGCCGAGCUGAGGGAAGCCGAUCCGGGUGCCCCCACCCCCGCGCGCCUCAGUGGUGCCUGCCGAGGGAAGGACUCGCUGCUGCGGUCCUCGUGCCGCUGUCAGUGCGGCGGGGCGCGCGAGCUGUGCGGGCGCAGGGUAGCCAAACCUAGAGAAGCCGAGGGGGUGGUAGCAGCAGCGACUCCCGCGUGUGUGCUCAGCCUCCUCACGCCGCGGCCGAGGCCGCCGCCGCCUGCCUUCCUUCCUCCCUCCUUUCCGCCCCCGAGUGCGGCGGCACCGCCUCCUUCCGUACGCGCGGCUUCCUCCAGACCGCUUGGUGCCGGUGGCCACCAUGUCCUUGAAGAUACAGACAAGCAAUGUAACCAACAAGAAUGACCCCAAGUCCAUCAAUUCUCGGGUCUUCAUUGGAAACCUCAACACAGCUCUGGUAAAGAAGUCAGAUGUGGAGACCAUCUUCUCCAAGUAUGGCCGUGUGGCUGGCUGUUCUGUGCACAAGGGCUAUGCCUUUGUCCAGUAUGCCAACGAGCGCCAUGCCCGGGCAGCUGUGCUGGGAGAGAAUGGGCGAGUGCUGGCUGGGCAGAACCUGGACAUCAACAUGGCUGGAGAGCCCAAGCCCAACAGACCCAAGGGGCUAAAGAGAGCAGCAUCUGCCAUAUACAGGCUCUUCGACUAUCGGGCCCGCCUGUCACCGGUGCCAGUGCCCAGGGCAGUCCCUGUGAAGCGACCCCGGGUUACAGUCCCUUUGGCUCGGCGUGUCAAAACUACCAUACCAGUCAAGCUCUUUGCCCGCUCCACUGCCAUCACCACCGGCUCAGCCAAGAUCAAGUUAAAGAGCAGUGAGCUGCAGACCAUCAAGACAGAGCUGACACAGAUCAAGUCCAACAUCGACGCCCUGCUGGGCCGUUUGGAACAGAUUGCUAAGGAGCAAAAGGCCAACCCAGAUGGCAAGAAGAAGAGUGAUAGUGGCACUGGCGGUGGUGGUGGCAGUGGCAGUAGUGGCAGUAGCAGCCGGCCACCGGCCCCACAAGAGGACAUAGCCUCUGAGGCAGGCAUACCCCAGGGAGAAGCUCAGGCUCGAGAUGACGGCGACGAGGAGGGGCUGCUGACACACAGCGAGGAGGAGCUGGAGCACAGCCAGGACACAGACAUGGAGGAUGGGGCCUUACAGUAAGCAGCCUUACAGGAGCAGUGGCCACCAGCAGGAGAGGGGCAUCACUGUCCCAGGCCUAAAGCCAGGCACCCACCCUUGGAUGCCACUCCUCAGCGGGUACCAGAGGAGAGCUGGCAGCAGGCACCUUUUUCCCCCGUGCAUCACAGCCAGUGCCACAUCCUCUGCAGGUGGAGUUACCGGCCUCCCCCUUCCCUAUGCACCCUCCCUGUCUGCACUGCCCCGGCCAGAGGGCAGAGCACAGGGGUUUCCUCACACUCUGCCUUCCCUCCCCAGGACACUCCCAGGCUUGGGGUUUUUCUAUAGGUUUGGAGGGGGGCCACAGGGAGGGGACCUUGACAAUAAAGAGAUUGGAUCCCAA
Molecule: messenger RNA, 1665 nt
Organism: Galeopterus variegatus (Sunda flying lemur)
Lineage: Eukaryota; Metazoa; Chordata; Mammalia; Dermoptera; Cynocephalidae
Gene: RALY
Product: RALY heterogeneous nuclear ribonucleoprotein
Exons: 8
Coding region: 468-1307 (279 amino acids)
Cellular component (GO): nucleus
Molecular function (GO): RNA binding
Source: RefSeq, a predicted model, not a curated record